UUAGCCAGAACAGCCGUGAAACGGCUAGAUAAACAGCACUGACCUGCAGAGCCGUGUCCCGAAUAACAAAAAACAACACAAAUAGAGCAGUCAAUUAAACUCCGCACCGUAUAGUGACCAACCCCCGAAGUAAUUACUGAAACAAGAACUCAGGUGCUCGACGAAUUUCUGUCGGACGGUUAGACUUUCACUUUUACGUUUCGCACAUCGAAGAUAUAAAAGAAAAACAACAAAAGCGCAGACGACGAAGAGCAGAAGAGACAACUGUGGAGAAAGGGGGCCUCAAGAGUGGCGGAGAAAGAGCCGAGCCAGCAUGAGGUGUGGAAAAUACUCGCAAGAUACCAGCGAGAUUCGCCAAGAUCCGAUAAAGCAGCGCAUCUAGAACCGUAACCGUGUGGGAUCAUUUUCAAAUGUCCAGCGGAACAACAAAAAACAAACAGCAGCACUUCUGGGCCAGCGUAUAAGCGUAAGGUGCCUGUUAGUGUGUGUGUCUUCAGCAGUAUUUCCGCAGAGCAGAGCGGAAGAGGCCGAAAUUCGUGUGUGUACGUGGUUGGAGGCUUCCAAAUUGGGUCAUAUUCAAAUCCCCCUACUAUGGAGAGCAGAACGCAGCAGACCGUCCAACACCAACAGCAACAGCAGCAGCAGUCGCAGAGGAGUCGUCUGCCGUCGUCGCCCAGUCCACCUCUGAAUGUAAACCUGGGUGGCGGUCCAAACGCAAACAGCAACAGCUCCCUCAUGGGUCUGGAGCAGGAGCCGCCGGCAUCACAAUUAGGCAGAAACAAUAACAAUGGCGGUGGCGGAGGAGGAGGAGGUGGCCAUCACCGCAGCCACAGCAUCACAAACGCAGCAGCAACAUCAUUCGUGAAUCUUCUAGAUGGCUUCACGGCGCGUGUCUCCACAGCGGUGAGUGUGGCAGGUGGUACUAGUGGCUCCAACCUCCUCAUGGACCGAAGCAGCCAGAGCGCCGCCAGCACGCCAGGCUCCACCCAUUCAAUUGCCAGUCUCACCAGCAUGGGCUCACUGGGAACCACUGCCAAUGCCCUCUACUCCUCCAUUGGCAGCGCCCUCAACUCUAUUACAUCCCCGAUAACGGCUGCAGCGGCUGCGGCAACAGCCACUACCACCGAGGUAGUUGCAGCCGCUGCUUCGGUGAUCACGAAUCACCUUAGCUCACCCACAAGUGGCACUCCUCCACAUGGACUGGACCUCGAUGAUGGAGACGACGAGUGCGAUGAUUGCGAAGAGGACGAGGAUGAUGCCGUGGAUAACGAUGGCCACAUCGCAGCGCCCACGCCUUCAAAGAGCUGGGCUGAAAACAAGAUGGUAGUGCAGGAGAUGCGUAAAAAGAUGUCCAACCUGUCGACAAUGGUGCCCACCAAUGUGCAGUUCCGGCAUCUGUCCGACGGCCGGGCCCGGAUCUACUACCUGGGAACACCGCCGCAGAGCUGGGAGACCACACUGCUCUUUACAGACAUCAAUCUCCAGCAGACGGAGGAUCAAUCAAUGCACGGGCAACGCUUGGAGUCUGGAGAUUCUGGUGCUGGGAGCCCAACAUUGAGUGCAGGCUCUCCUACAAGCACCAGCAGCCAACAGGCCUUCCAGUUUGGAUCCUUUUCUGUAAAGCCCAGGCUAUCUUGGACUCCACUGUUGCAGCAGCCUAUCCCAAAUAUAGGGGGAAACAGUGGUAGCGGAUCAGCCAGUCCCUAUGCUCGAGAGCUGCAACUGCUUCUAGAGCGCAAACGUCUCUCUAACUGGGGCAUCACGUGCUACGAGCUCCAUAAGCCCUCCGGAAAGCUGAUAUUUCCUGGCUUCAAUGACCUUUAUCAAUGUCUGGAUACGGGUUAUAAUUCUGGCAUGCUAUUCCCGACACAACUGCGAACCUGUCCGCAAUGGAUUGCGUUAGAUCCUCAGAUAUGUCCUCAGAACUCUGACAUGAUAGCCUACAUCAGUGACUGCGACCUCUUCGUUACCCACACGUUGAGCGGCCACGAAAAGCGGCUUACCUAUACGGGCAACAGUAGGCACUCCUAUCCGGACGAUGCUCUCAGUGCUGGAGUGCCCUCAUACGUAAUGCAGGAGGAGUUCAGCCGGUACCAGGGCUUCUGGUGGCAGCCACAUUCUGAAGAUGGCAUCUACCGCAUCGUCUACGAGGAGGUAGACGAGACGGAGGUCUCAUUGUACACGUUUCCUUCGUCAACGGCGGUUCACGGUCGGGUAGAUGAGUACCGUUUUCCGCGCACUGGCAGCACCAACGCCAAGUCCAAGCUCAAGCUGGUUCAGUUUGUGCUGAACGAGGCGCUGCAGAUCAGCGAGAUUUGCAUAAAGGAUCUGCCCUACUCCCUGCACGCCGUUUUCAGCUGGCUGGAGUACAUCGUGCGAGUUGGAUGGACACCGGAUGCUAACUAUGUCUGGGUUCAGGGGCUGGACCGAAAGCAGCAGCGCUUGGAUGUCUUUCUAAUACCGCUGGAUAAUUUCUGCGAGUCAUACAGCAGCCAAGUGUCCACACCAACCGACUCUAUCGGUGACCACAGUUGGCGCAGCUUAUAUAGUCGCACCAUAACGCCACUGCAGGUGAUCUACACCGAGCGCUCUGAUUGCUGGAUUAAUGUGCACGAUAUGCUCUACUUUCUGGAUCUGACGGAAACCAGCGUCACCUUCCUGUGGGCUUCAGAGGAGACAGGCUUUCGCCAUCUGUAUUUGGUGACAUCUAGUCUCAUGCUGACGCACUCCAAUGGACAAGCAGAUGCGGGAUCGACUUCCACCCAGCCCAGCUUUGUGGAGCAAUCGGCACUGCAGCCGCGUAUCAUUAAUAAGGUGGCGUUGACUAGCGGUGAGUGGGAGGUGCUGGCACGGAAUCUCUGGGUGGACAAAGCCAAUCAGCUGGUCUACUUUGUGGGCUUACGCGAUACUCCACUGGAAAAGCAUCUUUAUGUUGUCAGCCUGCAACGACCCGAGCACAUACGUUUGCUAACGGAACCGGGGUACUCAUAUCUUGUGGAAUUCGAUGAUGAUUGCCAGCUUAUGCUACUGGUGUACUGCAAUAUUCAGCGACUGCCCAGCUGCAAGGUGAUGCGUGUCAACCAAACCUGCCAGAAUGGCGGGGUCAACGGCAUCCAAAUCUCAUUGGUGGGGUAUCUGAACGAGGGUGGUAAGCCGGAGCCGCAAUACUGCCCGCAGAUCUUUCGGCCGCAACUGAAGUCGGGCGAUAUAGUCUACGCCAUGGUCUUUAAGCCGCAUAAUUUCGAACUUGGUGUAAAGUAUCCCACGGUGUUGAACGUUUACGGUGGACCCGAGGUGCAGACAGUAAAUAAUACGUUUAAGGGGAAACAUCAACUGCGGAUGCACAUGCUGGCCGCCCAAGGAUACUGUGUCAUUUGUAUCGAUUCGCGAGGAUCUCGCCAUAGAGGCAAGCGAUUCGAAAGCCAUAUUCGCGGCCGAAUGGGUCAGGUUGAGCUGAAUGAUCAGGUAGACGCCCUGCGCAUUUUGGCCGACCAACUGGGAUACAUUGACAUGGAUCGUGUGGCCAUACACGGCUGGUCCUACGGUGGCUACUUGAGUCUCAUGGGCUUGGCGCAGUAUCCGCAUAUUUUCAAAGUGGCCAUUGCAGGAGCCCCAGUCACUGACUGGGAAUAUUACGACACCGGCUACACGGAACGAUACAUGGAUCUGCCGCAGGAUAACGAAGCCGGUUACUCCGCCGGGUCCGUGCUGAACUACGUAAAUUCAUUUCCCGAAGAGGACAACCGGCUGCUGCUUAUCCACGGGCUAAUCGACGAAAACGUACACUUCUUUCACACCUCGCUGCUGAUCAGCGCUCUGAACAAGGCCAACAAACCGUAUGAAUUGCAUUUGUUUCCCGAUGAGCGUCACUCGUUGCGUAAUCUUGAAUCGAAUAAAAAUUACGAAACGAAAUUAUUAUCAUUCUUACAAAACUUAUGAGAUUCGUAAAUGUCGCAGAUUGCUAACCGCAAUAUACCUAGCAACCCGCCCUCUAAAUAGCCUCCACGAUUGUCUUUGGUCUUUAACUUUUUUUUAUAGUUUUAAAGCUUGUUUUUAUUAGUUAAAAAAUGAUGAAAAAAAAUUA
Messenger RNA from Drosophila bipectinata, 4084 nucleotides. Its product is annotated as dipeptidyl peptidase 9. Lineage: Eukaryota; Metazoa; Arthropoda; Insecta; Diptera; Drosophilidae. Gene Ontology annotation, molecular function: dipeptidyl-peptidase activity; serine-type peptidase activity. Gene Ontology annotation, biological process: proteolysis. The record is from RefSeq and is a predicted model, not a curated record.